Oikopleura dioica is the source of this 378-nucleotide messenger RNA. Lineage: Eukaryota; Metazoa; Chordata; Appendicularia; Copelata; Oikopleuridae. The record is from the annotation of a GenBank genome assembly.
AUGUUCCCGCACGCAGAAUGCAAUAAAUUCUACCAUUGCGCCCAUGGAAGAACAUUCAUCAAAAACUGCCCAAGCGGAACAGUUUUUGACCCGAAGCUCCAAAUCUGCAACUGGCCACAUGCGGUCGAUUGUCCCAAAACAACAACGACAACGACCACCACCACAACAACAGCAAAAGCAACAACAACGACAUUGAAUCUCAUUCAAAUCCUGCAAAAUCAACGAGCGAUGCUUCUGGACGUUCAGGAAAUCCAAGAGAUUGAAAAAAUUGAGGAAGAUGAGGGAGAAGAAGAAGAAAAUGAAGUUAAGAGAAUCGUCCGACGAAUCUAUGACAAGGCUACUGGCACUGUGAAGAAGAUCGUGAAGCGAAUCGGAUAG